This is a messenger RNA of Erigeron canadensis, 2291 nucleotides long. Its product is annotated as serine/threonine-protein kinase BSK7-like. The record is from RefSeq and is a predicted model, not a curated record. Bases 429 to 1901 code for a protein of 490 amino acids. The transcript is spliced from 12 exons. Gene Ontology annotation, biological process: protein phosphorylation; brassinosteroid mediated signaling pathway. Lineage: Eukaryota; Viridiplantae; Streptophyta; Magnoliopsida; Asterales; Asteraceae. Gene Ontology annotation, molecular function: ATP binding; protein binding; protein kinase activity.
AAAAUGAGGGACAAUUAGAGAUAGUAUUUGAUUGCAUUUUCUCACUUUCAAAUAAAGUGGCAAAAGAUCUUGCAUAUCUAAUUAUACUUGUUUGCAUGUCGAUCAAAUUUAUACUGUAUCAAAUUAUUAUUCUGUAGAAAAAAAAGUCCAAAAUUCCUAAUCAUCAACUCUGAUUCAUCAAGUAUUCAACACAUAUAUACUUUUCAAAGAAGACACCAACUUUGAACUGCAUGUGGUCUUUUAAGUUCAAGCUAGCAACUAUAUUCGGAAAGGAUGAAGCUUUCUUGAUUUAGGUUUUGGACUUUUAAGCCCAAAGAAGAUUUUUCAUUCCACACAGAAAAUCAAGUACAUUUGAGUCAGAAACUUGCUUUUUUGGAUAAAUUAAACAGGGAUAAUUUCCUCUGUAUACUCAUCAAGCUUAUUUGGUAAUGGGAUGUGAGUUUUCUAGACUCUGCUCUUUUUGUUCGUUUUGCUCUUGUUGCUGUGUUAUUGAACAGAAUGCGGUGACUGCUGAAGCCCAUGAUGUUGACAAAGGUGAGACAAGUGAUUUGCCUUCGUUUUGUGAAUUCUCUUUUGACCAACUUAAGACGACUACAUCUGGGUUUGCUGUGGAGAAUAUCGUCUCUGAACAUGGGGAGAAAGCCCCUAAUGUGGUAUAUAAAGGGAAGUUGCAAAAUCAGAGACAGGUCGCUGUUAAACGAUUCGAUAGAUCUGCAUGGCCUGAUUCGAGGCAAUUCUUGGAAGAAGCAAGGGCAGUCGGUCAGCUCCGAAACCCUAGAUUGGCCAAUCUAAUUGGAUGUUGCUGUGAAGGUGAUGAAAGACUACUUGUUGCUGAGUUUAUGCCACAUGAAACACUUGCAAGGCACUUGUUUCAUUGGGAAAAACAGCCUAUGAAAUGGGCAAUGCGAUUAAGGGUGGCACUAUAUCUUGCAGAAGCACUAGAAUAUUGUACGAGUAGAGGGCGUGCUCUUUACCAUGAUCUCAAUGCCUAUAGAAUAGUGUUUGAUGAUGAUGCUAAUCCUAGACUCUCGUGCUUCGGAUUGAUGAAGAAUAGUAGAGAUGGAAAAAGUUACAGUACAAAUUUGGCAUUCACUCCUCCUGAGUAUCUGAGGACUGGAAGGGUAACUCCGGAAAGUGUCAUGUAUAGUUUCGGCACUCUCUUGCUCAACCUUUUAAGUGGAAAACACAUUCCACCUAGCCAUGCUCUUGAGCUGAUAAGGGACAGGAACCUUCAGAUGCUUACAGAUUCUUGCUUGGAAGGACAAUUUUCAAAUGAUGAUGGAACUGAAUUGUUACGAUUAGCUUCAAGAUGUUUACAAUAUGAGCCACGUGAGCGCCCAAAUCCAAGAUCACUGGUUGCUGCUUUGACUCCUUUACAAAAGGAAACAAACGAGCCUUCACAUAUAUUAAUGGGUAUAGCAAAAGUUGGCUCUGCUAUGCCUUUAACUCCACUUGGUGAUGCCUGCUUAAGAAUGGAUUUGACAGCCAUACAUGAAAUUUUGGAGAAUUUAGCCUACAAAGAUGACGACGGAUCAGCUACUGAGCUGUCUUUCCAUGUGUGGACAAGUCAGAUGCAGGAAACGUUAAACUCCAAGAAGAAAGGGGAUGUAGCAUUUCGCCAUAAAGAAUUCAAAGCUGCCAUAGACUACUAUACACAGUUUAUCAAUGUAGGAACCAUGGUCUCACCAACAGUCUAUGCACGUCGAAGUCUGUUACAUCUUAUGAAAGAUAUGCCACAAGAGGCACUUGAUGAUGCUGUACAAACGCAAGUCAUAUCCCCGGUUUGGCAUAUUGCUCCCUACUUACAAGCUGCUGCACUUUUCACGUUGGGGAGGGAAAAAGAAGCACAAGUUGCACUCAAAGAAGGUUCGGUUCUUGAAGAAAAAAAAAACGUCUCUUAAAAGUUUAAAGGAAACAAGAUUCAAAAUCUCUCUUGUACAACAUCCAAGAAAACAUCACUUGAUUGACGAAUCAGCUUUCAACAGAUAAAGGUGCCAUCCUACAUGAACAGUACAAGCUUAAUGACAGAAAGUGUGUAAUUCAAUGCUUGAGUUUCAGUUUUGAUUUGGUUGUAUUCCUUCUUGUUUGUUUUCUUGAAGCAUUAUUUGAAGUAAAUUUGAUUGAUCUUGGCCGGGUUCAUGGCGACGCCACCGUUGCAAAGGUGGCAAAUGACGUUUUUUUACCAUUGGAGUGAUCUUUGAAGUUCAUUCAGAAUUAUUGGGAAUGGAUGGUUUAGGCAUUCAACUUCAUGUCAAUUACAUCCUUACUAGGUUAUUCUAUCUUAAUGUAAA